AUGGCUUCGAGAUCAGUGCUCGCCCGUGUUGCGCGCAAAGCGCUGGUCUCAACGGCCGCCCCGACCGGGGAGGGGUACUCGAUCCGUGCUGUUGGUGCGUUGACAUCCAAGCCAUACGCCUUCAAGACUCGCAGCUGGGAACUCAAGUCGACCGAGUCCAUCGACAUUUUCGAUGGCGUUGGAUCAAACAUUCGGAUUGAUACAAGGGGUUCGGAGAUCAUGCGAGUUCUACCCCGCCUCAACGAGCACGUCAAUGAAGAGUGGAUUUCCGACAAGUCGAGGUUUUCUUACGACGGUUUGAAGAGGCAGCGCUUGAGCACGCCCAUGGUCCGUAACGUCGACGGCAAUCUCCUUCCCGUGCAGUGGGAUCGCGCGCGCGCCGUCCUAAAGAAUGCCUUGAUCACUCUUCAGCUGGAGAAUCCAGGCGGUUUCGAGUGUCACGGGGUUAUCGGUCCGUAUGUUGAUGUCAAUGCCGCCCUAGAGUUUCGCAACCAGUUCCUGCGUUGGUUCCCGACCGGCCAAAUGCACGUUCAGGAGAAGGCGAGGAACAUCCCUACGGAUUUCAGACACUCAUACAUGCACAACUUAACCCUCCCUCAGCUUGAGGAGGCAGACUUUGUUCUUCUCGUUGGGGCUGAUCCGAGGAAAGAAGCUCCUCUGCUUAACGCUAGGCUGAGGAAGGGUUCUUUGUACCACGGGGUUACUGUCGCCACCGUUGGAAGCCCCGUGUCCUUGACGUAUCCAUCGAAACAUCUCGGCAAUACGCUCAAGACGCUUCAGGCGAUAGCAGAUGGAUCUCAUCCCAUUGCGGCAACGCUCACGGAGGCCGAGAGGCCUGUCAUAAUGGUCAGCAACAGGGCGCUGCAACGUGAGGAUGGUAAUGCCGUAUACAAGCUAGUGGAAGACGUCGUGCGCAAGUCCAAAGCAGUUCAAGAGGGUUGGGAUGGUCUAUGUGUCUUGCAUCAGGGUGCGAACACAGUUGGCAAUCUUGAUAUUGGUUUCGAAGACAAGUACGCUGGCCUGCGGGCACUGGACGCCGGCUCAUGGUCCGCAACUAAAGUCCUUUUCCUAAUGGGGGCGGACGACAUUGACAAUAUCGACGUUCCAGAGGACUGCUUCGUUGUGUAUCAAGGUCAUCAUGGUGAUCGUGGAGCAUCGAUUGCGAACGUUGUGCUUCCCGGCGCAGCAUACACGGAGAAGGACUCAAUCUACGUGAACACCGAAGGGCGCGUGCAGGCUUCGAAGCUCGCAUUCUUCCCCCCAGGUUUGGCUCGUGACGAUGCGCAUGUGCUGCGCGAUCUGCUGGGAGCAGAUGAGGAUUUGGAGCAUGUGACGGAACAGCUCAAGUCUGCUUCGCUGGACAUUCUGGCACCUCAUUUGUUGAAGACGAACUACGUGCAGGAAGGAGAUCGAGUUCUCGGAACGGAUACGAUACUGCCUCCUGGACGCACUCCGUUCUUGCCGACGCCAUUACAAUCGCCUGUGGACAACUUCUACAUGACCGACCCGAUCACAAGAAGUUCAAAGACAAUGGCAAAAUGCACUCGUGUGCGCAAUACCCACAAUUUCUCGCAGUAGCUUUUUUAUAGAUGUUUAUGGAGGGUUUCGAGUAACUGGAGGGACUUUGAACACAUCUUAGCCUAUAUAUAGGCAGUUGAAAUCAGUAGGGCAAAUGGAGUCACCAGUGUCCAACGUUUCACAAACAAACAAACAAAUAUCGAGACCUGAUGAGCUCACAAUCCUUCUUCUCACGAUUUAGGGCCAUGCUAUGGACGUCGCGGUUGACAGCAACUUGCUGCCGAUCUGUGUCUUGCAGGAAGCAGGCUGAGUGUGUUUCUAGUAUCAAGACGACCUGUAUCCCAAAGACUGAAAGAGUAGUCUGUGUCGACCUGAGUCAAAGCGAGAUACAGAUCUCCAGUCGCUUAAAGGGUGGACAUGUGGUUCCACAUGACUAUCGCCAUACAUGAAAAACCGAUGCAAAUAAACGAGUGGCUUGAAA
Molecule: messenger RNA, 1999 nt
Organism: Chondrus crispus (carragheen)
Lineage: Eukaryota; Rhodophyta; Florideophyceae; Gigartinales; Gigartinaceae
Exons: 2
Coding region: 1-1578 (525 amino acids)
Molecular function (GO): iron-sulfur cluster binding; oxidoreductase activity, acting on NAD(P)H
Source: RefSeq, a predicted model, not a curated record